This is a messenger RNA of Ipomoea nil (Japanese morning glory), 1585 nucleotides long. RefSeq lists its product as uncharacterized. The record is from RefSeq and is a predicted model, not a curated record. NCBI's taxonomy places the organism in Eukaryota, Viridiplantae, Streptophyta, Magnoliopsida, Solanales, Convolvulaceae. The coding region runs from base 72 to 896 and encodes 274 amino acids. The transcript is spliced from 2 exons.
UUGAAACCAUUGAAAGAGUAACCAACCAAAAACCUUAGCUCAUACCUAAAGCAAAGCCAUAUUUUCUCUUUAUGUUCUCCCACCAUUUUGCUCCUUUCAUCCCAACACUACAUAAAAUGGAAGACCAAUGUAGCCUUCUUAGCUGGCCUUACUUCUUCCAAGAAGAGGAAAUUGAGUUGAAGCAAUCAUUGUUGUACACAACUUUGGAGUUGGAGAACACACUUCUUUGUGCCCAAGAUGAGCUUGCCAAGAAGGAUGAAGAGAUUUUGCAGCUCAAGAAUCUUUUGGGGAGGUUUGUGAAGGAGAGAGAUGAGGCGGUGGCGAAAUGCCGGCGGCUUGGGGUGGAGAAGCUAUUGUUGCACCGGCAGCUCGGCGGCCGGCCGGAAAAUAUUGCCGCCGUAGAGAGUGGAGUCACCACGACCAACGAGGAUCAAGAAAAUGCUCUGCAGUCUAAUUCCGAGGAUUCCGAGGAGAAUGCCCUUCCUGUUGUUUCCCCAAACAGGGCGUCGCCGCCGCCGGAAAACCCGCCGCCGCCGCAUGCGGCGGCGGCGGCGGCGGACGUGACGGAUAAGAUCAGGCCUAAAUUGCCCUUGCCGGAGAAGGGGAAGUUCUUGCAGGCAGUGAUGGAGGCAGGGCCGUUGCUCCAAACACUUCUCCUAGCCGGACCGCUACCGCAGUGGCAACACCCACCGCCUCACCUCAACUCCGUCGACAUUCCGCCGGUAACCAUCUCCUCCUCCUCCGCCUCCACCACGCCGCGGCUGCUCCACCACGACUCCGCCGCCCUCAGCAAGAAGAGAGCCAGCGGCGACCCUUCAUCUCCCUCCUCCUCCUCCAAUCAUUCCAAGUACCAAAAACUUGUCCAUCAAUCAUCAUUAGUGUGCCUAAUUACAUAAUUAAUAUUGAAAAACCAUGAUAAUGAUUACCGGCCCCCGGCAGAGCUCUUUUUUCAUAAUUAUUAGGAUAUAAAGAUUGUACUACUAGCUAGUGGUUUGCCUUAGAAACUAAGCAUCCUUAAACUAAUCGUAGGAAAGACAAUUAAGGAGAAACAAAUUAACCUUAGGGAAGGCCUAAUUAUGAAUGCCCUUUCAAUUUGUUUCUCUUUCAAAGAAUCCCACUAAAAUGUGUGGAUUUGCCAUCUUUUUUUAUUUUCAUUUUUUUCUUAAUCCCUACUUUAGUUACAAGUUGUGGGGUUUGGAUAUGAUGGAGAGUUGAUGUUUUUGGUAGUGAUCUUAUCCCCAUAUAUUUUUUAUAUAUGUGCGGGAACGAAGACUGAAUUUGAGAUAUUUUUCAUCAGUUAGAGUUAUAGAUUUAUAUCAUUAGUUUAUAAAAUGGUGUUUAGCAAUCUAGUCCCCGAAGUGGGUGCUUAGUUGUAAUUUCUCCGAAAUGGUGGGGAGUUUGUUUCAAUAUGUAUACAAGUAAAAAAUUAAGCUAGAUUAUGGUUGUUGUCUUUUGCUUUCAUUUCUGCAUAAAAAUAUUAUGCAGGUGUAUCUCUUGAGAUAUUAUGGUUGUAUGUAGACCUGCUAUGGUCAUGAUUGAGAGGCUGAUUUUUGUAUUUUAAUGUAACUAAAGUUUGUGCUCUUCA